AUCUUUUUCCUCUCUAUGGAAGCCCAGGUUGUUCUUACCGAUACAAUCCAGAGGGGCAGCAGCAAAACAAUACAACUCUACGUUUGCGUGGCCUUGGGGUUACUAGUUGAACCGGGCAUGCUCAGUCGCCGGGCAGAUUUUUUCGGCGAAGUGGAAACUACAACAGCGCGUACACUGCGCGCGGAGGUGGGAGUGUCCUCGUGGAAUUUAGAACGUUUCCGCAGCCAAUGGGGCCUCGCUGCCGGCUGGCGGGGCUCCUCAUUGGAGGAGCGGGGAGGCAAGCAAGUGGAGGGCCCCGGAGGGAGCCGAGGAGGUGCGGCUCCGAGAGGCCGGGCUACGCCGUGCUCUGCGUGUGAGCAGCUGCAGCGGUGGUGGCAGCAUCCAGCGGUGGCAGCAGCAGUUCCAGCCCGUUGCUUUACUUUUUGCUGUACGAACACAGUCAUUAUGCCGAAGAGAAAGUCUCCAGAGAAUUCAGAGGGCAAAGAUGGAUCCAAAGUAACUGAACUAGAGCCCACAAGACGGUCUGCCAGGUUGUCAGCGAAACCUGCUCCACCAAAACCUGAACCUAAACCGAGAAAAACAUCUGCUAAGAAAGAGCCUGGAGCGAAGAUUAACAAAGGUGCUAAAGGGAAGAAGGAGGAAAAGCAGGAAGCUGGAAAGGAAGGUACUGCACCAUCUGAAAAUGGUGAAACUAAAGCUGAAGAGGCACAGAAAAUUGAAUCUGUAGAUAACGAGGGAGAGUGAAUUGUCAUGAAAAAUUGGGGUUGGUUUUAUGUACCUCCUGGGACAACUUUUAAAAGCUAUUUUUACUGAGUAUUUUGUAAAUGCUAAUUUUUUUAGGAUUCUACUAGUUGGCAUAUAAAAAUAUUUAAGGAUGGACAUUUUACCUUCUCAUAGGAAUGCUUUUUGGAAAUUUCCAUCGUUCUCAAGUAAAAUAAACAUCAAUUUAAUAUUGGAAGCUGUAUGUAAAAUUGAUUCAGCGUUCCAUGUAUUUGCUUUAAAAAUUUAGUCCCAUGCAUACUGUGGUGUUUUUAACGUGUAUAUUUGAAUUUUUCAUGCAGUUUUUCUAGAGCAAUAAUCAGUGGUGCUUUUGUACCCAGGUUUUAUGUGAUUUUAAUGAAAGAUGGAUAGUUGUGGCCACCUGCUGACUAUUUGUGGUUUAAAAUAAAAGGUUUUAUUGCCUGCAAAAUACCUUCCUCGUAGUGU
This is a messenger RNA of Loxodonta africana (African savanna elephant), 1206 nucleotides long. RefSeq names its product high mobility group nucleosomal binding domain 3 (gene HMGN3). Lineage: Eukaryota; Metazoa; Chordata; Mammalia; Proboscidea; Elephantidae. Gene Ontology annotation, cellular component: chromatin; nucleus. The record is from RefSeq and is a predicted model, not a curated record. Gene Ontology annotation, molecular function: nucleosomal DNA binding. The coding region runs from base 16 to 744 and encodes 242 amino acids. The transcript has 6 exons. Gene Ontology annotation, biological process: chromatin organization.